This is a messenger RNA of Zeugodacus cucurbitae (melon fly), 5142 nucleotides long. It is a transcript of the gene Vps8, whose product is annotated as vacuolar protein sorting-associated protein 8 homolog. Gene Ontology annotation, molecular function: protein binding. Gene Ontology annotation, biological process: endosomal vesicle fusion; protein targeting to vacuole. Gene Ontology annotation, cellular component: HOPS complex; late endosome. Lineage: Eukaryota; Metazoa; Arthropoda; Insecta; Diptera; Tephritidae. The transcript is spliced from 5 exons. The coding region runs from base 180 to 3965 and encodes 1261 amino acids. The record is from RefSeq and is a predicted model, not a curated record.
GUGUCACAACAAAGCAAAGUGUACAAUGAUCAAGCGGUAGGAGGAGUCAACAAACUGCAUUAAAUACGUGAAUGUGGGAGUGCAAAUUUAAUUGAUAACGAAAAAACGAAAAUUAACUUCAUUAAUAAACGUAAAAUAAAAACCAAAAUUAUUCAUAUAUAAAUAAGAAGUAAAAUAGCAUGAAUGAACUGAAAGCACCGUCUCUCCAAUCGCUUUUGGAGUCGGAUCGUGGAUCUAGUGACAGUUUGCUUGCCGAAUCACUGCUUGGUAUUGACGAUUUGGAUGAUGUGGAAUAUUCAAUACCGCCAAGUGGUGAAUUGCCCACCUUAGAGUCGGCAUUAAGUGAAUUUGAAGCAGAUUCGGACAUAGGUUCAGAGUUGGGCGUACCAACACCGGCACCAACACCUACGCCCUCAUUAGCAGAAGAGGGUGGAGUUCGCAAUGGCGGGGCAGGCGGAGGCGGUUCUAUAAUGCGUUAUGCGAUGAUGCAUGGAGUAUCUGCACAAAUUGCGUCAGCUGCGGAUCGGGUAAAUGCUGGACUUGCAACUGCAUGCGCCGUAUCAACAUUAAUCGGCAUUGGUACCUCACACGGUCACAUACUCAAUUUUGAUAUAACACAGACACUACGCUGGGCACAUCAGGACAAACAUGGGCAAGGUGCCGUAUCUGCAUUGGCAUAUAAUCCAGACUGUACACGUCUAUUAGCUGGUUAUGCACGCGGACUUGUUGUAAUGAUUGACACACAAUCUGGGGACGUUUUACGCAACCUAUUUGACGUGAUUACUCCGAACACCGGAGUUUUGCAUAUAAAAUGGACCUCCAGACCGGCACUCGCUCUCUGCUCUGAUUCAGGGGGUUCUGUAUGGUCCUUGAGCUUUACCAGAAAAUUAGGUAUUCGUGGUUGCUCGUCACGAUGUCUUUUCAGUGGAGCACGUGGAGAAGUUUGCACCAUGGAACCAUUGAUGAUUGAUAGUUCUCAUGAACUCGAUCAAUAUUGCAUUAUUGCUCUGGCCACUUUAUCAAAAUACUUUAUUGUAACUAUACGUCCACGACUAAAGGUAAUAAAAUAUCAUGCACUACAGGGGCCAGCUGAUUGCUUACCCGUACUGGCAUGGCAAAUGGUUCUAAUUCAGGCAGCAGACGCUACGCGUUCAGUUGACCCAGUUAUCGUAGUAGGACGUGGCAAUCAAUUGUUUUUCCAUCAACUUUUUAUGGCAAAUGGGCGUAUUACUUUACUAUAUUUGCGACAUGUGCAAAUGCAGACAAAUUUACUAUCGGUUCAUUGGUUGGGCCCAAAGUGUGUCGCUUGCAUGGAUGUAUCGGAAAUACUACAUCUAAUAGAUGUGCGUUCCAGCAAAGAACUUGAAUGCAUCGAUAUGGCCAAUGCUGGCUUGGUUUAUGGUUCAGCUCAAUUCAAGGGACUCGCGACCGGCGGUAAUGUAUCACCGGCUUUAGCUUUAGCCGGAACACAUGCAUGUUACAAUUCUUUAAUGUCGCGCGGUACACAAUUAUAUAUUUUGGGUGCAAGAUCUUUACAUAUGGUUGCUGUACGCACGUGGACGGAGCGCAUUAGCUACUUGGUGAAAAAUCAGAGAUGGCAAGAAGCAUGUGAUCUCGCGCUGGAUGGUUAUCGUGCCACUGCUGAGCGUCCGCGACGUAAAGCACAAGCAAAAGAGCGAAUUAUAAUGUUAUUUAAGGAGUAUUUGGCUGCUUCGGCCAGAGCGCCUGAUUACUGUCUCGGACCAAUUGUGAAGUGUCUGAUCACAAUAGGUGAACUGGAUUUACUAUGGACACAAUUGUGGGAACGUUUACAAAAUAAAAGCCUUUAUCUACAACAUAUCACUGAGCAUAUAGAAAAUGAUAAUAUUCAACGUGUCAACCCAACAAUUUCACAAGCAUUGGUAGAUCAUUGGUUGGAAAUCUCACCAACAAAAUUAGAGGAAAUUAUACUUAAACUCGACUGGACCUGUCUGGAUUUGAAUCAAGUGCUAAAAGCAGCCAAACGUUAUAAGCUUUAUCGCGCACAAAUCUACCUCAAUACACAUGCGCUUAACGACUACUCAAGUCCGCUUACCGAAUUGAUACCGUUGGUAGCGCAAGAACCAUCAGGGCUUGGAAACUCGCUGCUCGUGUACAUAUCAAGUUGCCUAGCCGGACGUGGUUAUCCAAGUGGUGAAAUACCAGCCGAUUUAGUUCAAAAUGUGAAGCAUGAGGUUCUACGCUGCUUAACUUCGCUACAUUCAAAUACUAGUGUGCCGAAUGAACUGCCAUAUCCUUACUUGCGUGCUCUACUCAAAUUUGACACAAGAGAAACCUUAAAUGUGAUUUCGUUAGCUUUUCAGGAGAAGGAAUUCAGUGGUGAACUUGGUUUCUCGCAUCGCAAACGCAUAAUUAACAUACUCUUAGAAAUAAUGACACCUGAGAACACAACGUGGGCAGAGAUUGGAUGCCUUUUAAAUUUUAUUGCCCAGCAAAUAUCACAACAAUGUCUAAAACCCGACACUCAGCUGCUGGAGAAAGUGCUCAAUCACUUGGCGAAAGAAAAAAUCACGAACGAAACUACACGACAACAUUCUGAACGCGAGAGCGCUUGGCAUGAGCUGCUCAUUAACAAUUGUCUAGAUGAAAUCAGCACGGAUGAGGAACAAUUGCUGCUGGCGAAGCGCGCACAUUGCUACUAUGUGCAGGAAUACCUACUAGAGAAGUUGCACCGUUACGACGAUAUUGUUGAGUGUUAUCUGAAUAAUGAACAGCGUCAUGACACCAUGUUUAGCUAUAUGGAACGCCAUGUGCAUCAACCAGAGCGUAAAAUAUACGAACAAAUUGAGAAACACUUCAAACGCAUGCUGGACAUCAAUGCCAAGGAAACAACGCGCUUAGCAGACUUCCAUUUCAGCGCGAAAAUUAACAAAUUACUGGAAGUGGUGCAAGAUGAUGAGCAAGCGUUAUUAACUUUUCUCGAGCAUUUACACCGCAGAAGAUAUGUUCUAACUGCCAAACAGAGUGCACAAUUGCUGGCACUUUUGUGCAAAUAUAAAGCAGUGGAGGUCGAUGAAUUUGUACGGCAAUCGGAUGAGUAUCGUGUAGAAGAGGCAUUGAGCUUAGUUUUAGCGCAUAAACUAAACAAAACCGCUAUCUAUUUGUAUGAAAAGCAAGCCAACUAUCACAACGCAUUCGAGUUGUCCGUAGAACUCUUGGCCACUCUACACGGUGAAGCGGCGGCAACUUUUGCACAAGAAAUAAGCGACUUGUGUGUGCGUGCCACAAAUGCGCUGCCAAAAACGGAUUGUGAACAAUUUUGGUUUACGCUAUUGCAGCAAAUAUUGCCACGUGAUGACCUCAAAUCCAGUACGAAGCAUAUGUUGCAUUUAUCGUCGCAAUAUGUUGAUUUGCCAAAACUCGUGCAACUUGUGAUGAACACCCGCAAUAUGUCGGGUAAUUUCGGUGAUAUUAAAGAUUUGCUAAUGAGUAUGCUGUCACAAUCUCGUCUUGAGACGGAUACCAUGGAGAAAGCGCUACAAGUGAAAGGUCAAGAGCUAGCAAGCGCUUUUGCACGUAAACGUACUGAGGCUAAACGCGGUCUCCUCGUGUCAGCGAUGCGUUGUGCCAUUUGCCAACAACGUUUGUAUAAUCAAAGUGAUAUACUUGUCUUAGGUGGCUGUGGACAUGCUGUACAUGACACAUGUGCCACAACAUAUAAUGAAACAGUGCAAUCGCGUCUAAAUAACGGUGAUGUUUCGCAAAUGACGCAAGCUGAUAAUGAUGCAGCAAACGGCAUUCAUGUUUCAUGUUCGCAUUGCUUAUCGGAAAUAAAAAACAAUCUUUAUAAUAAUAUAAUGAAACUAUCCGAACCAAGUCGUACAGUUUUUCGUCACUGCGAAUCGGCUCUUAAUAUACAGCAAAAUGUUAAUCAGAUGGGUGUUUUGAAAUUAAAAGCACCACCACGAAAGUUUACUUGCAACUAAUAUAGUGAAAUGUUAAAUAUUCAAUUUUGUAGUGCUUUGUUUAACAACUCAUAAAUAACUGUGUAUUUGUUUUGCAAUUCAUAAAUAACUGUAUCGGUUUUGCUAGUAUUGAUUAUUUAAAGAACAAUGUGGAAAGUUAAAUAUGCAAUCCUGUAGUGGUUCGUUAUAAAUAACUCUGUAUCUGUUUUGCUACUAUUGAUUAUUUAAAUAAUUUUUCAUCUGAAGUAAUUGGAAAUUGAUCUGGAAAUUAUUGGACAUUAGCCUGGAAAUUUUGUUUAGAAAAUAAUUAUAAUAAUCAUAAAUUUUUGCAAGUUAAAUUAAAUUAAAUCGAAUAAAAAGAUCAAAUAUUUUUAUAGGCACAAUAUGCAAGGGAUUUCCUCAGAUUUCCGUACCUUAAAAUUAAAUUAAUUUCCAUACAUAAGCAAAUCCAAUACAUUUCAGCAAAAUUAAAGUAAAAGUUAUUUAAUUAGCAUAUACAUAUUGAGCCCAAAAGGCAAAAUCUUAUUUGUUUUAUGUUGUAGAUUUCAUCUCAAACAAUAACUUGGUUUUUUGUAUUACUGUUUUUCAUAUUGUUUCCUUUCAUCCUAAUUUUCAUUAAGCGAAUGUUAUAGGUUAUGUGAAAAAAAAAUUGUGUAUAAAAUGAAAGUGAUUCAGUAUCUUAUACUGAUUAGUUGAUUUGUUUUUGUUUUUGAAGAAAUAAUUAUAGCAACAUAGAUAAAAGCAUUUGUUAUUCAAUUAAUCACUUUUCACAGCACUCGGUAUUUGUUCUGCGCAUUAUUAAGCCAACAGUAUUCCUUGCUAACUAAUUACUUACUGCAAACUAUAAUUUUUCAAAUAUGUUAUCAUAAGUUGUAUAAGUCACAAAAAUACAUUGUAAGUUUUGUUUAAGCUUUAAUACGUGUGUAUGUAUGUACGAUAAUAAUAAUAAUAAUCGAAAUUAUUCGAAAAAUGCUUGUAUUGCAUUUGAAAUGAAAUUAUAUAUACAAUACUGUAACUGAACUAUCAAUUAAUUAAUUAAAACACAAACCGAAUGUAGUUAAAUAUAAUUAUUUACAUAAAAUGAACUAUUUGUGUUUUGAAAUGCGAAAAACGUUUAACAUUACGCUGAUAGCUCUUUUGGAUAUAAAUUGCUAUAGUAUUGCACAAAUUCAGCACAUUGCUCGGCUAAAACGAAAAA